AUGUCGAUGAUCGGCAUGUUUGUGUUGCUUCUCUGUUGCCUAUCCACUGCUCUAGCAGAUAAUGGAGUCGCACACGUUCGAGAGGAACGCGGUGGAAUAACUGUUCUAGACCUAAAGGGCGACUUUGUGGAUCUUGCGGAUUCGUAUGACUUUCAGUUUGAUGCGGCACCGCCAGAGGUGACGGAAUACUUCACGAUUGAUAAAGCUAACGGCAUUAUCUCCACACUGACGAUUAUAGAUCGUGAAGUUCUCAAUUUCUCAGCUACCGACGCUUUCGAAUUUAAGGUUCAAAGCAGUCCAGGUCCUAAAUUCAAGACAGUGAAAAUCUAUGUGGAUGAUAUCAACGACAACGCGCCGUCGUUUCCAUCUGUUGACCCACAAAACGCUACUGUUUCCGAACGCGCUGCUAAAGGAGGGAUAAUUGCAUCUCCAAGUGCUUACGAUCCAGACAUUGGUAAUAACACGGUGCAGUCGUACUCUGGUGUGAUUACUUCCGGAAAUGAAGACGGCCAUUUUGUGUUGAGGCAGACCAAGCUUGGACUACACAGACUGAAGAUGGAAUUGGAAGUAGUGAAACCGUUAGACAGAGAGAAACAGCAGUACUAUCAGUUCAACAUAACAGUAAGUGAUAAUGGCAAUCCAAGACUGAGUUCAUGGAUUUUAUUCAACUUGACUGUGACUGAUGUCAAUGACAACCCACCAAGGUUUGUGACCACAUCAUCUUCUAUUGACGUGCCUGAGGACACAAAACGAAACCAUGUUUUAGUACAACUUCAUGCUACAGAUUUAGAUGAGAUUUCUCGUCUAGUGUAUUCUAUCAUAUCUGUGACUCCACAAAAUUAUAAUAGGAUGACAAGUCUUCACAUGUUUGCUAUUGAUCCUGGCAAUGGCACAAUAAAACUUCUGAAGAGUCUUGACUAUGAGUAUCAGCUACAUCGAAAACUAGACAUAACUGUUCAGGUGUUUGAUGGAUCUUACACAGAUGUAGCUGUAGUCAAGUUGAAUGUCAAAGAUGUUAAUGACAAUGCUCCUGUGUUUGUUAAGUUUAUACCAAGUGAACAAAAAGUAAAAGAAGACUUGCCCCUUGGUGGGAAAAUUGUUACUGUUUUGGCAAUCGAUAAAGACUCUGGUUCGAAUAAGGAUCUUCGAUACAACAUUACUGGAGACAAGGGAUACUUUCGUAUUAUUCCAAAAUCUUUUGGUGCUGAAAUUGUUUUGCUUCAAAAUCUGGAUCGAGAACACAUUGACAAGUUUGAUCUCACAGUUACCAUGUUUGAUCAAGGAAUUCCUUCGUUGACAGCAAGUCAAAGCCUGAAUAUUGUUGUGACUGAUGUGAAUGACAACAGUCCUACAUUUGUCAAAAGUCAAUACACAAAGACAGUAUCUGAAGAUGUUCGUGUUGGUUCUGUUAUUACACCUGUGUCUGCUACUGAUCCAGAUGAUGGUAGCAAUGGUGCUGUCGAGUAUUCUAUACCAAAAAACCAGCCACAGUCAAAUUGGUUUGCUGUGGAUUCCGCAGGUGUUGUCAGAACAGUUCAGAAAUUAGAUAGAGAAACAGCCAGUGUUGUAUAUCUCAUUGUGACAGCUGAGGACAUGGGCAGUCCCACUCUUGCGGCAAAUACAACUGUGAUAGUCACUCUAACAGAUGUCAAUGACAAUAGUCCUUUAUUUUCUCAGCAGCAGUAUAACAUUUCUGUUCCAGAGAAUGCAUCACGAGGUGUGAUUAUUGCCGCUGUGUUUGCCAGUGACCCAGAUGAGGGCACAUUUGGAGAUGUUACAUACACAGUUGCUAGCGGAUUUGUUCAGAGUGAGUUCAUUCUUAAUUCAACAAGUGGAGAAUUGACAUUGAAUGCAACACUUGACAGAGAAAAAGAUGCCAACUAUAUACUUGUUGUCGAUGCUGUAGAUGGUGGCAUGAAAAAGUCUUUUGUCAACAUUGUUGUUACAGUGAUUGAUAUCAAUGAUCAUCACCCCUUGUUUUACCCUCAAUAUUAUCAUUGUGUGAUUUAUGAAAACACGUCUGUAGGCCAUCAUUGUGUGUCUGUAUCGGCAUCUGAUGAGGAUGAGAAUAAAGUUAUGACAUAUCAGAUUGUGAAUGGAAAUGAAGAUGGAGACUUCAAACUUGAUCGGCAAUCUGGUAGUUUGGUGACAGCAAAUGCUCUAGAUUACGAACAACGGAAGUCAUAUAUGCUGGUUGUAAGUGCUACAGAUGCAGGAGGAUUGAUGUCUAAUCUUGAUGCAGUAGUCAAUGUAACUGUGGCAAAUGUGUUGGACAAACCACCCCUGUUUGGUAAUGAGUCGUAUGCAUUUACUGUGAACGAAACAGACAAUCAAGGAACCGUUGUUGGUUGGGUAAGUGCUAUUAUUCAAGAUGCGGGAACAAAGAAUGGUCAACUGUCAUAUUCCAUUACUGGAGGAGAUCCUCACAGUAAAUUUGAAAUCGACUCUGUAUCUGGAAAAAUUUCACUGAUGAAGAAAGUUGAUCGAGAAGCAGUGCCUUUCUAUCAGCUGCAAGUUGAAGCUCAUUGUUGUGGCGUGGCUCCACUGUAUGCAAUAGGUGAUGUCAAUGUUACUGUUUUAGAUACCAAUGACAAUGCUCCUAAGUUUCGUGUUUCUGAUAUGGAUAUUUUAAGAGUUGAUGAACAGUUACCUAUUGGAUAUAAAGUAACAACCCUUGAUGCAACUGAUGAAGAUGAAGGAGCAAAUGCUGACAUUUACUAUCAUAUGACAGAGAAAACAAGUGGGCUAUUUUCAAUUGGUAACUCAACGGGCAAUCUCUACCUCAAGCAGUCUCUAGAUUACGAAACUUUAAACCAAACGUCUAUUUUAGUGACAGCAUAUGAUCGUGGAUCUCCACAGCGAAGCUCCUCGGUCAGUCUUAUUAUUAUGGUGAUGGAUGUCAAUGAUAAUUUUCCUGAGUUUGUAACAUCAAUGUACGAAACAUCCGUUUUUGAGAAUGUCUCUCUUGCACACACUGUUCUUCGUGUUUCUUCAGCAGACUUGGAUUCUGGCAGCAACAGUGAGAUCAGCUACAGUCUUGAUGGAAACAGUAAACUUCCAUUUGAGAUUGUUGCUACAGGUGAUAUUUAUGUUAUUACACAACUAGAUGCUGAAACAUUAGAUUCAUAUGAUUUCAAUGUCAUUGCAAAGGAUAAUGGACAGCCAUCCCUCAAUGCAACGGUUCCUGUUCACAUAGAUGUACUGGAUGUGAAUGACAAUUCACCAGUUUUUGAUCCUUACGUGAAUUUGACAUUUCUUGUAGUGGAGAAUGUCCAUCUUGGUUAUGUUGUUGGUCAACUGGUAGCAACAGACAGAGAUGAGGGACAAAAUGGUAUGGUGGCAUAUUCCUUUGCAACACAAGUUGAUACUUUUCAAGUGGAUCCAUCAAAUGGGACUAUAACUGUUGCAAGUUCUAUUGAUCGAGAAUUAAGAAGCUCAUACACGUUAACUGUUACUGCAUCAGAUCAUGGAACAAUCAGACAUACAACAACAACUGUGAUUCAUAUUCACAUAUUAGAUCUCAAUGACAAUGCUCCUGUUUUUGAUCAGUUGAAGUCAGUAUUUGCUGUGAAAGAAAACACUCCUGUCAAUGAAAGUUUUGAUGUUGUGCAGGCAAGGGACAUGGACAUUGGCGCAAAUGGAGAAGUCAGGUACGUAAUCAAGUCUGGAAACGAGAGAGGACACUUGUUUAUUGACUACAAAGUGGGAAGUUUGAUUGUAGCAAAGUCUCUAGACAGGGAAACAGUCAAUUCUUAUGAUUUGAGCAUUGAGGCAUUUGACAACGGACAUCCUCGUAAGGCUACCGUCAAACAAAUCAAAGUUGAGGUUGUAGAUGUGAAUGAUAAUCGACCAGUGUUUUUGAACUCAUCUGGUGUAAGAGUGAGGACACGAGAAGAUGUAGCAGUUAACACCGUGUUGGCUCAGCUUGUUGCUACUGAUGAUGACAGUGGACAGAAUGGAGUUGUGUUGUUCAGCAUAGAACAUGGUAAUGUACUUUCAACUUUUCACAUUGACUCAAGCAGUGGAGCACUACAAAAUAGCAGGUUAUUGGAUUAUGAGUCGAGGAAAACAUAUAAUCUGAUCAUUAAGGCUACAGACAGUGCUACAUUCAAUGCACUUGACAGCAGCAUUUCAGUGUUUAUUGAACUGAUUGAUGUGAAUGAUAAUAGACCUGUGUUUAGUCCAUCAAGUUUUAGCAAGGCUGUCUAUGAAGACAUUCCUUUAUUUGCAUCAAUUGUCAAAGUCUCAGCUACCGAUGAUGACCAUGGAACUAAUGGUGAAAUUCAGUAUUCAAUAUCAGAACGAAUACCAGCAAGCAGGCAGUCCAUGGCCUUUACUAUUGACUCUGUUUCAGGCAUUGUACGGACACAGAUGCCUCUCCCUAGUGGGAUAACUUCAUAUGACUUAAUUAUUGUGGCCGAAGAUCAAGCUCAGUUGCUUAGUGAGCGACACAACACUACGGCAAUACUAAAGAUUGCUGUACAGCAACAGAGUCACUGUCCAACAGUUUUCUUUACAACUUCAGAUCAGCUGACUGUCUCUGAAGAUUCACCCAUCAACCAACCUCUCUAUGUAGUAGCAGCAAGAGAUAACAAUCCAACAGGCUGUUCAGUCACAAGUCAGAAAUUUUCAUACAGCUUAGAUCAUGGUAAUGAAAGAAACACAUUUGAGCUGGACUAUGUAACAGGAGAACUCAAGUUGUCAAAGAGUUUAGAUAGAGAAGCACGUGAUUACUACAAUUUGUCAAUUCAUGCGUAUGGGGAGGGAGCUCCUCCACCAAUUGUUGCUCAGAAUUUGCGAGUAACUGUGACUGAUGUCAAUGACAACUCUCCAAUAUUUGACUCUGUUACUUAUACUGCAGAUGUAGAUGAAGGCGCUGCUGAAGGCACCAGGAUUUUGAAAGUCCAUGCAGAUGAUUAUGAUUCGGGAAGCAAUGGUGAUGUGACGUACUCAAUUUUGGCUGGAAAUCAAUUUGGCUUUUUUACUGUUCAUAACAAGACAGGUUGGAUUCAACUAGCAUCUGUUCUCACACCACCUCAAGACCAAAGUUUAUUUCGACUGACAGUGAGAGCAGAGGACAGGGCACAGCAACCAAAAUGGACAACAGUUGAAGUAGUGGUGUCAGUUCAUGCUCGCCUUAUGCCACCGUCUUUUCGUCAACCAAACUAUGUUUUUCCUGUUUUGGAGAAUAACCCAGAUCAUGCGACAAUUGGCAUUGUUCAAGCAUUUGACACUGCUCAUCGUCAAGUAAACUAUGAAAUCUUGGGGAACACUCUAAGCAGUUUAUUUACUAUUGGAAACAGCAGUGGUUCUAUUACUGUAACAAGAGCAUUGGACUAUGAAAUAGAGCAAGAGUUUAAAUUUAUUGUUCGGGCAUCCCUUGCUAUCAAUUCAUCUCUUGCUACUACAAUUGAUGUCAAAGUACAAGUACAAGAUGCUAAUGACAAUAGCCCAGUGUUUGAAUUUGCAACAUACCCUAAAUUUCUAACUGAGGCUGCUGCAGUUGGACUGUCAGUGCUUCGUGUCAAGGCAAAUGACGCUGACAGUGGCUUGCAUGGAACUCUCAUUUACUCUCUUGAAGGAUCUGAUGGCUCAUUCAUUGUAAAUUCAUCUACUGGUUGGAUAAGCGUUGCUACACCUUUAGACAGAGAAAAGACCAGUACAUACGUUUUCCAGGUUAGAGCUUCUGAGUCAACUUCCCAAAGUCCACAGUCAACAUUUUGCCUAGUCCAAAUUACCCUUCAGGAUAUCAAUGACAACUCACCUAUUUUCACACAGUUGUCUUAUCAAGUCAAUGUGUCAAGUAAUGUUCUUCCUCACACUAAAGUUCUUCAGAUAGUUGCUCUGGAUGCAGAUGCUGGAUCAAAUGGUGCUGUGACUUACAAAUUUGAUACAGAUCAGACAGCUUUUCUAUUGGAUCAGCAGACUGGCUUAAUUACAAUAUCCAAGAUCGGAUUGGUUGCAGAACAUUUGUAUUCUUUUACUGUUACAGCUGCAGAUGGAGGAAGCACACCCCGUAUCACUCAUCAAUCUGUUGAAGUUCAUGCUGUUGAUUCUUUAAAGCAGCUUCCGCCACGCUUUUUGCAGUCAACCAUGCGUCUUAAUAUUGAUGAGAACACAGCAGCAAGUUUUCUCCUGGCUACCAUAGAGGCUGUAAGUGACAGACCAGCAACAAACAUGCAAUAUUCCUUUUCUAGUGGAAAUCACGGCAGCAAGUUUAAUAUUAGAACGUCCAGAACAGGUGGAACUGUUGGCUUGUUGACUCUUACCAAAUCACUUGAUGCUGACACUGUGGACUUCUAUGACUUGGUAGUAAGAGCUGAUGAUAAUGGAUCACCUGCACUCCACAGUGACAUGCAUGUGUACGUCAAUGUCACUCCUGCCAGGGGAGGCAUUGCUGAGUUUAUCAAUCCCAGAAUUGGCUAUGUUUAUGAGAAUCAACCAGUCAAUACUUCUCUUAUGACUAUCACUGCUUGCAACCCUUUCUCAACAUGCAAGCCUAACAAAUUUCAAUACUACCUUGCAACAGAUGGUGAUUCAACAGCUUUUGUGAUUGAUCAAAAGACUGGUGAGUUGAAGACAGCAAAGCUUCUAGAUGCUGAGACAAAGCAAUCAUAUGAUAUUGUUGUAACUGCUGUAGACUUGUCAAUGGGUAGUCAGAGUGGAACAGCUACUAUCCAAAUUACUGUUCUAGAUCAGAAUGACAAUGAACCACAUUUCUUACCUCCUUCCAAUGUUUCGGUGGUGGAAGGUAUAAAAGAAGGGAGUGUUAUUACAACCCUCAGUGCUAUGGACGCUGAUGUCAGUCAUCGUCUUAGUUUUGCUCUCACUGCAGGCACUGACAACAAAUUUUAUGUGGAUGCAACUACUGGGCGUGUGACAGUGGAGUAUGCUUUAGAUUAUGAGACAUCUAACUUUUAUGAAGUGAAUGUUGCUGUGUAUGAUGGUGUCCACACAGAUCGAACAAAAUUUUAUGUGACAGUGUUGGACAGCAAUGACAAUCUUCCUCAAUUUUCUUCAUUGAGCUACGAGUCAAGUGUCUUUGAGAGAAGUGAACCAGGAACCAUUGUUGCCAAUGUGAAGGCAACAGACAGAGAUUCAGGUUCAAACGGUGAGAUCCGGUAUGCGUUGCGUGAUAGUUACAACUAUCUCUUCCGGGUAAAUCCACAGACUGGUAAUGUCAGCUGCAAUAUGACAGUCUUCUACCGGUAUGGCAGUAAAGAUUUCUAUGACCUCAAAGUGAUUGCUUAUGAUCACGGUACCCCAAUGCUGUCUUCUGAGGCAACUGUUACUGUUCGCAUUAUUGACCUCAAUGAUAAUGCUCCUCAUUUUGUUAAGUCAUUGUUUCUGGUUGAGGUUCCGGAGAAUGUUCAUCAAGGAUCAACUGUUGGAGCAGUGAAAGCAAUUGAUACAGAUGAAGGUGCUAAUGGGGAAUUGAAUUACCAGUCUGUUGCGGGGAAUGGUACCAAAUACUUCAUUGUUGAAGCUAAAACGGGAUCAAUAGUAGUUGUUCGGCAAGGCUUUGUUCUCAGUGAAGUGUACAGUUUAAUGGUCAGAGCAUUUGAUUCAGGAACAUAUUUAGGAGUGCAAGAGAACACAACACAAGUUAAACUCAUUAUUGUUCACAAACAACCAGUGACGUUUGAGCAAAAAUUGUACAAUGUCUCAUUGGCAGAGGGUCUUGAUCCUGGAUCUGUUGUAAUCAAAGUAGUAGCUUAUGCUGGAUCUCCAAAUUUUUCUAUUCCUCUUGAAUAUCAGAUUUCUCGUGGACCUAACAGUUCACAGUUUGUAAUUGACCAGACAUCUGGGAAGAUUCUUACCAGGGCUACUUUGGAUUACUUUGAUUCGGCUCAGUAUCAAAUAACUGUCAUUGCGAGUGACACUUCAUCUCCUGCAUCUUCAGCUACUGCAACUGUGCUGGUAAAUAUCAUUGAUAAGAAUAACCAUCCACCCGUAUUUGACAAGUCAAUCUACACAGCACUGAUUCUUGAAAAUUCACGUAAUCUCGCAAUUAGAACUGUGUCAGCGGCAGAUAAAGAUUCUGGAUUGAACAGCAAAAUCAGAUUCUCGUUAGUGGAAAGCCUCGACUCAAUGAUCUUCAGGAUUGAUGCUGUUACUGGGAAUAUCACAGCACGUGAGAGUUUAGACUAUGAAAAAAGACAGCACUACUCGUUUAUUGUGAAGGCUGUUGAUUUGGGACAGCCUCCAUUGUCAUCAACUACGCGGGUGAAUGUAACUGUUCAGGGUGAGAACGAGAUGAUUCCUGAAUUUGAACAUAAUUCUUAUAAAUUUAGCAUCCAGGCUGAAACUCCUUCUGGUGCGAGCGUUGGUCAAGUGAGAGCAACUGAUGGUGACCAUGGCUCUGAUGGGAAAGUGUAUUAUGAGUUCAAGGAUGAACAAGCUGCAGCUGAAUCAGCUCAAGUCUCAAUCGAUGUUAAUACUGGAGUGAUCACGUUCAAUGGACAGACUGAAAAGUCUUUUAAGAACUCUCGUGUAAGAAGAGCAACAGAACAUGCACUGUUUGUUGUUGCAAGAGAUGGUGGACGUCCUUCAUUGACGGGAACUGCUGUGGUAGUAGUUGAUGUUUCAGGGAUUGAGGCGACCAAGGAGCCAUCUUCAGGAAACAGCUCAAGUCCGAUGAUUGGUAUUAUUAUCGGUGCUGUGAUAGCAGUUGUGGCAUUACUGAUCGUUGGUAUUGUCAUUUUGCUGCUUCGGAAAAGGCGGACACAACGUCUUGACAUUACCAACGGCGGAAAAUCAGUGAGUAAAAAACCUCCAAUUACUCUCUAUGCAUCUAGCAAUCCAAGUGUGAGUAGUCAUGACAAAUAUCGACAGUCAGACCAACAACAUCAACAUUCACACGAAAUGCAUGUCUAUGGCUCUAAUGAACGUUCAAUCGAUGUGGGUGGUGUUGACAAAGAAAUGAGUAAGUCCAAUUCGUCGUUGCUUACAAGUGUACGAUUUCAGAGUCAAGAUAGACUGUUGACCGCUAGUUGUAGUCCCCAGAACAGUACUAAUUCAUCUGAUGCGGAUCUCAGUCCUGAAGAAAAAGAAACGGUUGUUUUACCUAGUGCAAGUGAGAGCAGUGCUGUCAGCAUGCUACCAAAGAAAGCCUACUCUCCCAGUCAGUCUCGGACAGAAUCAGAAGUGAGAACCAAUUCUGAUGCGGGAUCUGUCAGAAGUGGUACCAGACAGGAUAUGGAUCCAAAACAGUUACAGAAUAUUUGGAGAGAUUUGGAGAAAUUAGGUCUGAAUGACGGUCAGGAAAGUACAUAUGAUUUUAACAUUCAGGGCGGUGGAGAAGCGGAUGGAGGCAUUGACGUUAGCAACUUGCUGAACACUCGCUUGGCUGAAGCUGAUGCGGAUGAGUUUGAUGCGUUUAUUGAUGGUACCAGAGCGUUUAGCUACGAAGGUGCAUCUGAUACCGUGACUGUGUCAGCAGGAGGCUCUAUAGCAUCUACAGGAUACGCAGAAGACGAUUUCAUGUCUAAUCCUUAUGCUCCACACUAUCAACGUCCUUGGCUGUCCGAAAUCAACAGAACACGGCCACCAAAGCAACCACCACCGGGAGCCGCUCCAGUGAGACCAGGAGCCUCUUUUCCAUCUCAGCAAGGCCGCGCGGUGCAGCGUCACCCUAUGACAAACCAUCACGCUCGUAAAUUCGGAGCUCCUCCUCUCUCUGGUAGAAAUCGGCUGAAAGGCAUGAAGAACAAUGGUCUGUCACCUUGUAUAUCUCCUGGAGUGUCCAUGUCUACUUCUUUGGCUACAACGCCGGAAGCAACACCAUCUGCUGGAAAUCUUUCACCAAUCCUCUCACCGACCCUCUCUCCGUCAGAAAGAACAGAAUCUAGAGGUUCAUCACCGUCUAUGACUCCCACACAUUCGUCGGUGUCAGAAGUAGACGCAGUCGACCGCUGAGAUACAAGAGAACCGGUCAUAUUGUACAAUUAUGCUAAAAUGGAAUUCGGUCAUAUUUGAAAUGUGUCUUCUGUCUAUGAGGGCAAUCACUUUACAUUCUGUUUAGAGAAUAUGUUUAGCAGUAUUUGUAUUUUUGGUGAUAUCGAAUGGUAGAACUGGUGUGGCUCUAAAUUAAGUAAGCUAUAUGCGAUAUCAAGUACAGAGAUCAAGUGUGGUUGUAUGUA
Messenger RNA from Corticium candelabrum, 10142 nucleotides. RefSeq names its product protocadherin Fat 4-like. The transcript has a single exon. Gene Ontology annotation, biological process: homophilic cell-cell adhesion. The record is from RefSeq and is a predicted model, not a curated record. Gene Ontology annotation, cellular component: catenin complex; plasma membrane. Lineage: Eukaryota; Metazoa; Porifera; Homoscleromorpha; Homosclerophorida; Plakinidae. Bases 1 to 9918 code for a protein of 3305 amino acids. Gene Ontology annotation, molecular function: cadherin binding; calcium ion binding.